GUUGAAGAGAAACAUACCUCAGAUUCCAGACAGACGUGAAUAGAUCUCCUGCAGAUUCCCAACACAAACUUGCAUCCGUAUUUGUGAAAUUAAAAAAAACCCAAAGAAAAGAUGGAAUUGGAGAAAUUAUCCAGCACGGAAGAGGGAGAAAUGUUGAGCAAUGGGAAUCACUUGGGGGAGUUGAACCCGGAGAAGAUGAUGUUGAACGAUGGUUAUGAAGCCUGUGAAUCCACUGCAGCCGAAUGUGAAGAGUUCCUGCCUCACCUCUCCGAGAAGAAACAGAUCCAGUUCACAGACUUUGAAGGCAAGACCUCGUUCGGGAUGUCUGUCUUCAACCUCAGCAACGCCAUCAUGGGCAGUGGCAUUCUGGGCCUCGCCUAUGCCAUGUCCAACACAGGCCUUGUCGUGUUUGUAAUCUUGUUGAUAUGUAUCGCCAUGCUGUCUGCUUACUCCAUCCACUUACUCCUCAGGUCGGCCGGAUUUGUCGGAAUCAGGGCCUACGAGCAGCUAGGCCACAAAGCGUUCGGGCAGCCUGGUAAAAUCGUCACUGCUGUCAUCAUAUCGUUGCACAACAUUGGAGCCAUGUCGAGUUACCUAUACAUCGUGAAGUAUGAACUCCCGCUUGUCAUUCAGGCUUUCCUUCAGCUACAAGAGAACAACCGAAUGUGGUACAUGAAUGGGAACUAUUUAAUUGUUAUUGUCAGCAUCCUCAUCAUUUUGCCUCUUGCACUCAUGCGUCAGCUCGGUUACCUGGGGUACACCAGCGGUUUUUCAUUGAGCUGUAUGGUCUUUUUCUUGAUCUCGCUGAUCUACAAGAAGUUUCAGAUCCCGUGCCCGCUGCCUGUCUACGGAAAUGACUCCCAUCACAGCCAGAUCAUUCAUUCCGACGCUAAAAACAUCACGAUCGAGGAGCAAUGUACAGCAAAACUGUUCACCAUCAACCCUGAGACGGCCUACACCAUCCCUAUUCUAGCCUUUGCUUUCGUGUGUCACCCAGAAGUUCUCCCAAUCUACACUGAGCUCAGGAGCCCAACUAAGCUGAGGAUGCAGAAAGUUGCAAACGUCUCGAUCGCAGCAAUGUUUAUUAUGUAUCUCAUUACCGCCCUGUUUGGAUACCUGACCUUUUUUGGGAAUGUGGAGCCGGAGCUCCUGCACACGUUCAACACAGUCGACCCCCUGGACACGCUCAUUCUGUGUGUGCGUCUCGCUGUGCUCGUAGCGGUGACACUAACCGUACCUGUCGUCCUCUUCCCGAUCCGCCGGGCCAUCCAGCAGCUCCUGUUCUCCAGGAAAGACUUCCACUGGCUCAGGCACAUCGCCAUCGCUGUCGUGCUGCUCAUCUGCGUCAACCUGCUGGUUAUCUUCGUGCCCAACAUCCGAGAUAUCUUCGGCAUCAUCGGUGCCACCUCAGCUCCGAGUCUGAUCUUUAUACUGCCUGGUUUGUUCUACGUCCGCAUAGUGCCGAAUGACAGAGAGCCCUUGAAAUCCAGAUCAAAAAUCCAGGCUAUCAGCUUCGCGACGCUUGGAUUCAUCUUCAUGAUCAUGAGCUUGAGCUUCAUCUUCAGGGACUGGACCAGCAAUGACGGAAGAAGUCACAUCAGUGGACACUAGCCAGAAUCCCUCACCAACCUCACCACUCCCCGCCUACCCCCUUCCCCCACACCCUCACCCCUCACAGCUCUCGUUUAAGGAGGACGGGAAGGGACUGCGGGGCGAGAAGCACAGCAAGGAGGAAUGAAAUGGACCGACUGCUCUGAGACUAUACGUCUCGGCCCUCUCCUCGCCUCUCUUUUCCCCCGACCCCUGAACUACCUCUCCCCCCUUUGCCUUGGAAGUAAUCCCUAGCCCCACAUCAAACCAGGAACCCCUCUCCCUGUGUGCCCCUGCCCUCAUGGGGCAAAUGCUUGCUAACAUUCCAACGUGUCGAAAGCAGCGACAAAGGAAGAUGCCCAUGGGGUGGUAAAGGGGUGCAAGAUGAUCAAAACUAGUCGCUGAACGCCUGCAGGAUUUGCUAAUUUAUUGCGGACUGUUGCACUCGGGGUUCAGCCCCGCCAGGUGGCAGGCUCUCUAUUUAUUCAACACAGAGACAAAGACGAAAUAGGCCAACGUUUCAAAGGAUCCAUGGCCACAGACCUCCUCUUUAUCACGAGAUUGUUGUGAACCAUUCAGAUUGGAGAGAGUGGAGGGCGCUCAUGGCAAAAUGGAGGCUGAGGUGUGGAGAUUGAGGCGCUCACCACGCUGACCACAUUUCCCGGAGCUGCCCUGGGUUGGAGGUUUGGGGGUGGCAGGUGGUGCGCUGGGUGCGGCGGGGGCUGGUUUGGAUCAGCGCCCUCCCCUUCCCCAGCUCCUGUCCCCUUUCGGCGCUGCGGGCUGGCUGUGUCCAAGACCCUUUUGUCCCAUGGCUCCCAUGUGUCAAACGUGACAAAAAGGCCCAGUGAAACACUUUCUCUUAGCCCGGGGUGGCGAUGUCGUAGUGGUGUCGUCGCUGGGCUAGUAAUCCAGAGACCCAGGGUGAUGCCCUGGGGACCUUGAAUCCCACCACGGCAGAUGCUGGAAUUUGAAUUGAAUUAAGAGUCUAAUGAUAACUAUGAAACCAUUGUCAAUUGUU
Messenger RNA from Carcharodon carcharias (great white shark), 2608 nucleotides. RefSeq names its product solute carrier family 38 member 5b (gene slc38a5b). NCBI's taxonomy places the organism in Eukaryota, Metazoa, Chordata, Chondrichthyes, Lamniformes, Lamnidae. Gene Ontology annotation, molecular function: glycine transmembrane transporter activity; L-glutamine transmembrane transporter activity. The coding region runs from base 112 to 1611 and encodes 499 amino acids. The record is from RefSeq and is a predicted model, not a curated record. The transcript has 15 exons. Gene Ontology annotation, biological process: glycine transport; serine transport; L-glutamine transport.